Eremothecium gossypii ATCC 10895 is the source of this 2511-nucleotide messenger RNA. It is a transcript of the gene SPC97, whose product is annotated as gamma-tubulin-complex subunit SPC97. NCBI's taxonomy places the organism in Eukaryota, Fungi, Ascomycota, Saccharomycetes, Saccharomycetales, Saccharomycetaceae. The record is from RefSeq and is marked provisional. The transcript has a single exon. Gene Ontology annotation, cellular component: spindle pole; mitotic spindle pole body; gamma-tubulin small complex. Bases 1 to 2511 code for a protein of 836 amino acids. Gene Ontology annotation, molecular function: gamma-tubulin binding; microtubule minus-end binding. Gene Ontology annotation, biological process: mitotic cell cycle; spindle assembly; cytoplasmic microtubule organization.
AUGGAGGUCAAAAAUAUACGGGAUACUGUGUUCUUAGUUCCCAAAGGAGAAGGAUCUCACGGGAACCUGAGUUUCUUUGCCCGGCUCUCGAAUCACCAGCCUUCGACCCACAGCCAACUAAAAGUGAAGUCGUAUCCCCUAGACCAGAUCAAAGACCAGUCGGUACAGGAAUCGCUUGUGAUCAGGGAUUUGUUGCAUGUUCUCGUGGGUCUCGAGGGGAUAUACAUACGAUACAACAACAGCUAUGAGCCCGAGCAGCGGAGGAGCGGGGCGCUGCCGUAUGACAUCGUAGGGCCGGACUUCAAGAUCGCCAAGAACAUGGACCCGUCUUUGAAAAGCGUAGCGAAGCGGAUCAGCAAGGUGGGAAGGCUCUACGUGAUUUUAAGCGAGUUCAUCAACCGCUUUGAGCAGACGCGGUAUGGCACUGUGCUCCACCGAAUGUGCUUUGUCGUUAGACGGUUCUUGACGGACGAUUACUUGCCAUUUGUUGUGGGCAAGCUAGAGCGGUGGUUCCAGGAAGACGCGCGGUUUGGCAUCCGCAUCAUGGAACAGCUAUUGAACGAGGAAAUAAUCUACAAGGCGCGGUUGCUCUACGAGUUGGUGAUGUGCGUAGUCAACGAGAUGGAACGCCGGGACAAGGUCGAUUUGGCGGAAGCCGACUUUGAAAACUUCAUCCAGGACCUGAAGAUGGGCAGCGAUGCUGGCGCCACAGGCGACAGCAGCACGAACGGUAUUCUCAUCACAGAUACACGAGUUUCCCCUGUCGCUAAGGGCGGCGUCGUGCUUCAGAUGGUACUUGAAAAGAUGAAACAGAACUGGGGAGACCAGCGCAAUCUUCAAUUCCUUCACCAGGUUUGGCAGGAUAUAUCCGCGCCAUACUGCGAGAUGUUAAAUGAAUGGCUAAUAAAAGGUGAUUUAAAGGACCCCUAUGAAGAGUUUUUGAUAAGUGACACUUCACAAGAUAACAACAUAGUUCUGAAUUCGUUGAACAGCGAGCGUCUAUGGGACACACAAUACGUAAUUCGCAAAGAUGGGCUCACAGAGCAGUUCCAGGACCGCCAGUUACAGUAUAAGGUUCUCAUGACAGGCAAAUUGCUCAAUUUGUUCAAGCGCAGCUGCGGUCUGGCCACGCUCCCUCACGCAUUAGAGCACGAGCGUAGCGAUAUUGCUACACAGUUACCCGAAGGCACUCAGUUACUAGUAUACGUCGAUAAAUGGUACCAGCGCGCCAACCAGAUGUGUUGGGACUUAUUACAGGAAGGCUACCAGCUACCCCGCAUCAUGUACCAGCUGCACAAACAUUUUAUGCUCUAUAACUGCGGAGAAUUCCAAAACAAGUUCUUUAUGAAGUCAAUGGUGGAGUUGACACGCAGCAGAUCCGAGUCCAUACAGCUCAAGCUACAACGGAACUGGCAACAGUGCCAGAAAAAUACCACCGAACACAAGGACAGCCUCAUCUUGCAGUUGAUGACUGUUCGCUUGGACCAGAUGUCGCUAGCCGAGGUAAUAAUGCAGUUUGAGGAGGAUGAAAUCCCAGAAGACCAGCUAAACAGCAAUGGGAACGAUGUCGACCACGGCGACAGCACUAACGGCGGCUCCGGGGUGGCAGGCCCAACUGCUGACGGCAUUGACUCUCUACGGUUUGCAGACACUACGGUAAACACCAAUAGGCACUCGAUCCUGCAGGCCCGUAACUUCAACAACCUCAAAGACAUGCUACUGAAGGAGUUAGACCACACAGUAACCGGCAGUUCACAGCGUAAGCGCAAGCUGCAUAGCGUGCACCACCUCCAAUUUGAACUAGUCAUGCCCUUCCCCUUGAACGCGCUUGUUUCUAAGCCGUUUAUCGUAGAAUACCAAAUAAUACAGCGCCAUCUACUGUUGCUAAUGUACUACAACAGGCUGCUAGAAGAUACAUGGUUCGAAGCAAACAAGGCUUGGCCGAUCCGCGCCCGCGGACCUUCUACGCAGGACUGCAUGAAGCGCUGCCGCAUCAUCCACAACCGCCUCGCCCAGCUCGUGAAGGUCUUAUCGGAGUACGCCACACAUGAUGUCAUCGCGCCUGACUGGCGCAGUCUCUCCCUCGUCCUCAACGGCGCACCGGUUCCAUUCUCCCGUCUGCAAAUGGCAGUGCACGACUACCUCGCCAACGUCAUGGCCGCCAACCUCCUCACAGAUACCGAUCUCUACCGCUUGGUGCUUCAAAUCUUGGAGAUCAUCCACCGCUACUGCAAGUUCCUAUCCGCCCUCCGUCCUAACCUAACAAACCACCCGUACACCACAAACAUCGCAUCCGCUGCCACUGCUUUGUCCGCUCAGGACCCGGUCUCUCCGGACACUCCCGUACCGGACAAUCUCCUCACGGAUUGGAAUGCCUAUUUGUCCAAGGUCUCGGUUGCCUUGCAUGACCACCUUCGCGCCCUAAUUGAGGGGAUUAAACAUCACAGCCAACGGGGGCAUACCGCGCCACGCGUUCUGCUCUUGGUCGAGCGGUUGGCUGCCUUCGUGUAA